Messenger RNA from Chlamydomonas reinhardtii, 2666 nucleotides. RefSeq lists its product as uncharacterized. Bases 676 to 1536 code for a protein of 286 amino acids. The transcript is spliced from 2 exons. The record is from RefSeq and is a predicted model, not a curated record. NCBI's taxonomy places the organism in Eukaryota, Viridiplantae, Chlorophyta, Chlorophyceae, Chlamydomonadales, Chlamydomonadaceae.
UCUCACGCAUCCGCCAAAGCCCGCAGCUUCCGCGAGGCUGUUCAGGACAACUUGCAGUAAGGGCGGUCACGAACGAGCUUCCGCUGGCAAUUGCGCGAUUCACAUGUUUACUUGCAGAUGCUAAUGGUCGAUUCGGCGGUUCCGAGCUUGCGCGAGGACCGCAGCGAAGCAAAGCGGAGCGAAAAAUGUGUUCCCUCUAAUUGUCACUGUCGGCUACCGCUCUGGACCCCUGAUAAACUUGAUAUCUGUUGGCAUCUGUCGCAGGUUGUCGGUGGCUGCCGCGAAGUGCCGUUGGCUGCAACGCGGGCUUCCCUCGCCGCGAGCCCGCACAGCCGCACCACGCUAAUGCAUUCCAACGACAUCCGGCCCAUGGAUGUAGCGGAAGACGCAAGCAAGCGUGGCUGGGCAAGGUAGUGCGGUGAACCGAUGGCGCGCCGUACCUCGCAAUUUGGGCAUUAAAGCCCCGCGUUCGAGCCUGCGUCUUCCUGUUUCCCUCAGUACACAUUGCCAGCAAGGAAGACAUAGCUAGCCAUCCGUUACGGGCUUGUUCAACUUAUUACCUGCUCACUUUAACGUGAAAGCAAAACACGAAUGAUUCACGCGACUGUGCCUCCGCACCGCUUCGUGAACGCCGCUAAUGGCUCGGUCUCUCGCUCUUCGAGGCGCCCUCACAAGAUGUGGCUAGCCUGGCUGGCUAGGGCUGCGCGCGGAGUCAAGGGCGUGUGGAAGCAUUUCGCUCGGCACUGCUCGCUCGCGAGCACUGGCAUUGCGACCCCGUCGGACUGCGCUGCGUCGCCGGCAACACUGUCGCGGAGCACUUCCGACAACAGUCUUCGCUCGGUCAACAGCUUUGACCGGGUCUGCGAGGUCAAAGUCGCCUUCGAGCCUGCGGUUGUGUGCGUCAGCAGCGACCCCAACAGCUGCUCCUCCAAACCCGCACUCGCGCCUACACCGGCGCCUAAGCAGCAGGAGCCCACCAAGCCCGCGCGCAUCCUGCUGCCAGUCGCGUCCAUUGCCGCCGCGCUGCACGGUGCUGCGCCGGCGGCUAGCGGCUGUGACGCUGCUGGCGGCGACGUGAUCCCGGCAGAGGCCUGCGUGGCUUACUCGGUGCUGUCUUCGCCCCGGCCAAUGGCCCUCGGCGGCAACCUGCUGAGCGGUCCGCGCCAGCUGCAGGCCUCCUUCUUGAAGCUGCAGCAGGCGGCCAGUGACGCCGCCACCUCCGUGGCAGCCAAGCCCGUUAGCAUUGCCGCCGCCGCUGCCGCUGCGGCAGCGCCGCCGUCGAUGCAGCAGCAGCAGGUGCCCACCCCGGUCAUGUCGGCUGAGGAGCACGCUGCGGCGCAGGCGGCUCAGGCGCGCCAGUUUGCGGAGUGGCGCCGGGCCGACAUGGAGCAGACGGCGGCGCAGGACGCCACACGCACCGUCUUCCCGACGCUGCACACUGUGUUAAGCUAUCAGUGGUCCAAGGUGCCUUCCGUCUACACGGAGGUGUCGGUGGCGCCGGGCUUUGUCAUCCAGCCCAAGGCGGCAAGCGCCUAAUAAGGCGCCGCUAUGCAGCUGCCGGGCAGGACGGAUCAGCGGACCACGAGCGCGGCGGCUGGCAGCAGCUUGACCGGCGGGCGCGCGGCCUUGCGCCUGACGAGCUAGACGAGCGCGCACUACACUGACCGCAAACGACCACGGACUAUGCAGUAAGGGCCGCAACAAGCAGCGGCAAGAUGAGUGGCGUACCUUAUGGUACGCAGGUAUAAUCAAAGGCACUAACCGUGCCGGAUCGCAACAUACAAGAUAAUGAGGCCGCACGGCUAAUUGGCCACGCCUUCAACUAAUAACAGCCAUCCCAUUUGAUGGAUGGUCCUGAAGGAGUAACAAGAGUAGGAGUGAGCUUGCAGGCUCGCAGCAUGACGUCCCGGAGCUUUCGCAGGGUGCUUGACACUACUGGGUGCGGUACUGCACCAGCAGUGCACCAAGUGCACUAAUACCGUAUCUGCGGCGUUGAUUCACGCCGCACACAUACAUGCUCAAAAUUAAGUGAUUACUGCGCGCCGCAAAUGUGCGCUGCCGGAUGUCGAUGUGGGGCGUGCCUCCCAGCCCCCUAGAGUGAACUAUGAGUGAUUCGCAGCUCGGACCCACGCAGGGGUUCUGUACUUUGAGAUUAGUGGCCGGAUGGAGUGUUCGAACGCGUACGUGGAUGCGGACAUAGCGCGGACUGCGUGCUAGAGUAUGGAUUGAUUGGUUUAGCAAGCAAGCAAUAGAUUGAUUUGAGCUCAUGGAAGACUGGGCCUAUGGAGGGCCGUAGGGUAGCGCACCGCCCGCGUGCUGGCCAGCAGAUUGGCGGCUUCAGCCGGGGCGGGGCUUAGGGCCUCUCUGUGAUACUUUUAUUUGGUUCAGAACUCUUCUAUGCAAGUCCCACACAAGAAGCUCUUGGUGGCGGCGGUCCCGAAGGUGAGGGCCGGUGCAUUUGUGGCCCCGGAGAUCAUCUGACGUAGAUGGAUACCAUAGUGUUUCCCCAAAGAGUCGGACGGGGUCCCAUCCAGUUGAAUAUGUUGUGGCACCGAACAGCGGAUGGCCUGACUGAUGAUGCAUGCGUGAUAGAUGAUGAUGAGCUACGAGUGGUGGCGGCAGUGUCGCAGUGGCCUUGGCAAUGGCCAGGAUACCCGCACGGCCGC